Molecule: messenger RNA, 671 nt
Organism: Paraphaeosphaeria sporulosa
Lineage: Eukaryota; Fungi; Ascomycota; Dothideomycetes; Pleosporales; Didymosphaeriaceae
Exons: 3
Coding region: 264-671 (135 amino acids)
Source: RefSeq, a predicted model, not a curated record
UGCAGGUCGUGCAGCAGCAAACAAUCGGCACAUCACUUGGCGGCCGCAGCGCGGUCCUCGACGCGCACCGUCCGCGGACGUCCCUUGAGCAUUGGAGCAGUCUCCGCCCGGGUGCGCAGAGACGACGCGCCAGCGUGCGACGCGGAUUCGACGCGGUGACAAGUGACUUUUCCUUUGGCAUUUGAAGACCAGGCAUCAUGACGACAGCCUGAAGAUGUCAUCUCAAGGCUUGUUCGCAGAGCUCAAUUUGUGAGGCUUAGCCAAUGCGCGCCGUCAUGCUCACAUCUAUUUGGCAAGCCAGCCGGGGGGCUCUCAUCAAUUCUCCGUCGCCCGCUCCAAUCUCUCAACAGAUGCAGUCCUUGGUCGAAAGCGCGCGAUCACGAGAAUGCAGUGUCACAGUGAACACAGAUGUGGUAUCGAUUGAUCGUGACGAGCCAAGUGAUCCUAUCCGUGGGGUCUUGGAACGCCGAGGCAUCGGUCAUGAUUGCAGCAAAACGGCGCCUUUCACCGUCACCAUCUUCCCCACGCCGACUUGCCGGAUAUCUUCCAUGGCAGCAACCCUAGUCGGCUCGAAGAAACAUUACGAUAUGACAGCGUUUGUGAACGCUAUGAUAAAAUGCAAUAGCCGCGAAAAUCGAAGCUUGCGCUCUGGCAAAUACCGCGACCUCUGA